UAUCUAAGUAAGGGAUAAACUUGCCAAUGGCUCUGAAAAGUAUCAUUUAAUUGGUGCUAGAUGAAGUUGAAUCAAGCAGCUUUUUAUGAAGUAGUUUGAUCUGUCCAAGGUACACAAACCAACAAUAAUGGAUAAGGGGAUGUCCCAAAAAUCUUAUCAACAUAAUAAAGAUAGAAGUCAUCAAGAGGUGUUUGACCCUCUAAUGCUACAAAAAGAGACUUGUGCUUCUCAAGAACAUGAUGAAAUAACCAUAGGUAAUAGGCUAGAAUGUGAUGCGGCAUCUAAAGAGAUAAUGAUAGUGUGUGAUGCGGAGGAAACUAUUGAGGGAAAUGUCAAAGAUGAGUCUGCUGCAAUCCCACAGCCUCCUCAACAGACUCUGCAAAGUUCCCCAGGAAGAAAGAGUAACCGCCGCCCAAAACAACCAAGGUCAUACUCCCCUUCCUUACUGGCUGAUGGCCAGAAAGCAUCUAAACGGAGAAAGAAAACUUCAGUCAAGCGGCGAGAGACGGAAAGACUGUAUGAUAAACUAUCAGAUGGGUCUCCAUUCUGUUGUGAUCUAUGUGGCAGUGCGUACGUUUGCAAACCAUCACGGAAGUCUCGCUCCGGUAAAGUCUCACGACACACGCCAUACCCACGAUUUGGUAUCGACCCAAAUACGGGCAAGAAACUGAUGAUGUGCAAUGCCUGUGGUCUUGCCUUCAAUCGUCCAAAAAAGAAAAAAAUAAGGUUCAAGGCGUGUCAAGACCCUUCUGUCGAUCAUUGCGAGAAAGAGAAAUAUCUCAAGGAUGCAAAGGAGUUUGGAGAAUCUUUGGCACAGCAGCUGAAUGAGCCCUUAGCUGAUAGGCUCUACUGCCCUAAAUUUGUUAAGAAAGCUUGUGGAUGCAUACAGACAUAUAUUAUGGGAAUGAACAGUGGGAAUUAUGAUUCUUCUUCCAAGCGUGCACUAGAACUGUUAGAACUACUCACAGCAGCCAAAGAGCUGGCAAGCCUCAAGUUCUAUGACACUGGUGUCGCUAUCCCAAAAGUAAAAAAUAGAAGGGGCACAAUAGGCUUAGGUUGUGGACAGAGAAGAUCCAAGAUAUUCGAGGCGUUUGUUCUAGAAGAGCGUAGGAAGCUAAAAGAAGGGGAAAAACUAUGUGAUGGGUUUUGCCUUUGUGAGCUUGCCUGUCAAAGACUGCUGUGCUAUUCGAAUAAUUUCUUGCACAAGAAACUCAAAACUGUUGAAGGAGUCAAGAGAUUAACCAGAACCAAGGGGAAGUUGGAGAUGGGACUGCUAAAACCCAUCCAUGAGCUUCCAAAGGAAUGGUGCUGUGGGGACAGGUGUAGUAGGAUGGCCAUCUCUCAUGGUAAACUUCUUCAGCGCUGGCGAUCACAGGCCAAGGAGGGGCAAGCUAACGCGAGGCGAGUUUUGGCUGAAAUGCUCACUCCUGCGGGUGGUGCCCGCCCAAACUGUUACAGAUUCAUUGCCAUGGUAACAGGCUGCAGCCCAAGUACGAUAUCGCGUGUGAGCGAACAGAUGAGAGAGACAGGAGGUGACCGUGAGCCACCUGUGCAUGGCAUGAAAAAAUACUGGAAAAAUAAACCCAAGAAGCCAAAGGAAGGAAAGAAAGUGAAACCUUCAGUGUAUACAGAGCUAAAUAUUCCAUCCUCCUCUGUCCAGAACCAACUCCAUCAGAAUCAAAUCCUCCACCACGCCGCUGUAACAAAAGAUGGCAAAAAGAUCAUCACGCAUGAGAGAUCACUCCUGAAAAAGAUGCUCAACAAAGUCAACAUGGGUGGAUUAGUUGAUGUGCCCUCCACUGAGAUUCAUUGUGAAACAAACGUUGACAGAAGCAUCGUGGAGCCCAUCCAAGUGAUACCCAGCCAAACAUCUCUGGCAGGGCAACAGGACCAGUCAAUUACGAUACAACUUGCACCAACGUAUGCUCAAACUAUGGAACAUUAUCAAGUUCUUGUGCAGAACUCUAAUCACGAUUCAAUUCAAUUUGCGAAUGCUUCCAGACCUUUGAAUCUAUCACCACACACACAAAGUGAGAUGGUUACCGGAGAUGGAUUACAGAAUCCUGUUCUUGGAAACGACCAGAAAGUUUUUAGUGUUCCGCUGGGUGAAGCGUUUACCAGUCUGGCUGGUGAUGCGUUAGUCACGGGAGAAGCACUACCCCGAUACAGUGAUGUGGUAUCUCUGAAGAAGAGAGCUUCAAAAGGUGCUCGGAACGCAUCGCAAAAUAGCAAUGAGAAAAAACAGGAUGGAGAAGAAGUGCCACUAUUAUCACCUGUGCCCAUUGUUAGUUCUAGUGGUCUGCCAACUGGUGGAGAUACUGUCCCUGUGACAAAUGUGUUGGGUGUUCCUUUGAGUGACACACAGACCACUCGGAUUGAGAACAACAGCAAUUCAACCCAAAAUUCAGACACUGACGCUGAGAUGAUUCGUGCCAAAGUUAAUGAGAAAGUGGCUACUUCUGGUUCUGUUAAACUGAUGACACCAAAUGUGGCAUCUGAAAAGGACACUCUAUCAGCAAAAGCCAGAAAGAAGCAACCAGUUUCACUUCUGCCUUCAAUGACAGCACAGCCCCAAGUGUUGCAGUGCCAAUAUCAACAGUCUUCUGUGCCUUAUGGAAACGGCAUUCACUACGCGUCCCCCCAACCUGGUAGUUUUCAACUGAUUCUUAGGACUAUCUGUCUGCAGCCGCAAGGCCAAAUCAUUCAGGUUCUCAGUCCUCUAAGUGGACCAACUGUUGUUGGAGUAAAAUCAGAGGGUGCAACACAAGUAGAAACAAACAAGACAUUAGAUUUGACCCCGGUACACUCUCUUGUUACUAAUAAACUGUGUUCACCUUUGCAAGAAAAAGGUGUGAUUGCUAAGUCGGCCACAUCAGAUGUGAGGUAUGUCCAGUUAGCUCCGCCUGGCUCUACAGACCAAGCUGUGACAGGUACAAAUGUAACAUCAGAUGAAAACAAUGUGGAUUUAGAGUUAGUUGAAGAAGAUACUGGGGAAAGGUGGUAUGAGUCCAACAGGGAUGAGAGUCAAACAGUGGUGAAAGACGCUUCUAAAGAGAAUGCACCAGUCAUGACUGGACUGUUGCCCAAAGCUGCAAGGACUGGGAGCCUCCGGUUAUCCCCAGACCACCUCGAAAAGGAUUCUUUGGAAAGGAGGAAUGACCCUAACAAUGACGAGAGCCCUGCAGCAACAAACAUAAGUUCAAAGGUUAACAACUCGCUCCUAGGCCAACUGUUGUCUCAACCUCCAGUUUCAUCUAGUGUUGAUAUUAAAUCUUCUCCAGGGAAAGGACCGAUUUUGAAGAACGUGGCCACAAAAGACGGUGCCCCUGUGAGUGGUGAGUUUGCUCUGACCAAGAAAACUACUGGUAACCAAGAGAGGGGGUUAAUAUCUACUGCAAAAUCAUCAGAGCCUAGCAACAAUGUAUUUGUGGUACCAAACCCAAGUCUUGUCACAUCGCCAAUGAAACCGAAUUUCAUCCAAGUACCAGUGUCCCCACCAAGUGGUUGUGGGGUGCAACUCAUGACAGUGCCAGUGUGUUCAGGUUUGAUGAAAUUUGCCCCAGCGAGAUAUCAGGCUGUGAACUCUAAUGCCAGGAUAGUAUCAGCACCACCUAUGAAUUUGGCAAGGAACAUUCAGGUGGUUGGAAAUGCAAACAGUACAUGUACACAGUUUCUCAUGCCAGAUGGGAAGCUUCAAACGCUUCCACAACAAACUGGGACGGUUGUGGUACCGGCUCCAGGGACAGUUCAGAUGACUUCAGUGGGUGGCGCUCUUCCAUUGUCUUAUGUUCAAGCUACCAGUUCUCAGUUGAUGUCACCUGGGAAUAGAAAUGUCCGAAUGGUGUCACUGGGGUCUUUACCGAGGGCAAAUGGCGGUGUCCAGUUUUUAAAUCCAAAUUUUCAACCAAUCCCUCGGUCUCCACCACCAAAGUAUAGAUGUCCUUUGAAGUCAACUGAGGGUGUUUUGAUAAAAAAAGAUUUUAAAAAUUUGGCACCUAAGCCAUCUGUAACUUCUUGUAACAGUCAAAUCAUUCUUCAGCCAAUCCCUUUGACUGUUAUGCGAGAACCAGUUGGCCAAGCCGUUACUAUGGUAACCACUGCAUCAAGUGAAAAACCCACCACAAAUUAGUGGUCAGUUGGGAGAUCAAAAACAGAGGAGUCUCAUGAUCAAAUUUUCCUUCUUGUAACUAUGCAUACAGUCACCAAUAAUACUCAACUUUAUAUACCGAUGAA
Messenger RNA from Lineus longissimus, 4233 nucleotides. RefSeq lists its product as uncharacterized. The transcript is spliced from 10 exons. Bases 128 to 4129 code for a protein of 1333 amino acids. The record is from RefSeq and is a predicted model, not a curated record. NCBI's taxonomy places the organism in Eukaryota, Metazoa, Nemertea, Pilidiophora, Heteronemertea, Lineidae.